AUGAGAGCAGUUUCCUCUACCUUCCUUAGAACUUUCCAAAGAGGGGUUUUCAUCCCUUAUGCUGCCAGAUCGGCACCUGCGUCGGCAACCAUGGUAAUGAGAUCUAACUUAAUCUCUUUACCCACAGGCAGAUUUUAUUCUGACAGCUCUAAACAAGAACCAAAGAUUGAAAAGAAAGAAGAAGAAGUAUCAAACGAGUCGGCAUUGAAAGAAGAGCAACAAAAUUUAAAAGAACUUCAGGCUAAAUUGGAUUCAAAGACAAAGGAAGCUAUUGAAUUGAAGGACAGAUUACUGAGAUCUGUAGCUGAUUUCAGAAAUUUACAAGAAGUUACAAAAAAAGAUGUAGAAAAGGCUAAAAACUUUGCUCUUCAAAAGUUUGCCAAGGAUUUACUGGAAUCCGUCGACAAUUUUGGACAUGCUUUAGGAGCGUUUAAAGAAGAUGAUUUGAAAAAAUCCAAAGAAAUUGCUGAUCUGUAUACUGGGGUUAGAAUGACAAGAGACGUGUUCGAAAGCACGUUAAAGAAACAUGGCAUUCAAAAGGUUGAUCCAUUGGGUGAAGUAUUCGACCCGAAUUUACAUGAAGCGACAUUCCAAGCUCCUCAAAAAGAUAAAGAACCGGGCACCAUCUUCCAUGUUCAGCAGUUAGGUUACACUUUGAAUGAUAGAGUUAUUAGACCGGCAAAAGUUGGCAUCGUCAAAGGCGAAGAUGGUAAUUAG
Kazachstania africana CBS 2517 is the source of this 717-nucleotide messenger RNA. It is a transcript of the gene MGE1, whose product is annotated as mitochondrial nucleotide exchange factor MGE1. Gene Ontology annotation, biological process: protein import into mitochondrial matrix; protein folding. Gene Ontology annotation, cellular component: PAM complex, Tim23 associated import motor. The coding region runs from base 1 to 717 and encodes 238 amino acids. The transcript has a single exon. Gene Ontology annotation, molecular function: protein-folding chaperone binding; protein homodimerization activity; adenyl-nucleotide exchange factor activity. Lineage: Eukaryota; Fungi; Ascomycota; Saccharomycetes; Saccharomycetales; Saccharomycetaceae. The record is from RefSeq and is a predicted model, not a curated record.